Molecule: messenger RNA, 1291 nt
Organism: Aureococcus anophagefferens
Lineage: Eukaryota; Pelagophyceae; Pelagomonadales; Pelagomonadaceae
Product: expressed protein
Exons: 1
Source: RefSeq, a predicted model, not a curated record
AUGCUCGUCGUCGCGCUGGCCGUCGCCGCCGGCAGUGCCAAGCCGAAGAAGCGGCCGGCGCCGCCGCCGCCGGACGACGCGUCGCUCAAGCACGACGGCCCGCUCUACGACGCCGGCGCCGUCGGCGCCGUCGCCGGCGGCAAGUACCCGCUGCCGCCGCCCGUGCUCAACGGCAGCGCCGUCGACGCCGCGCGCGAGCUGGCGGCGCGCAACCGGGCGGCGCUCGCCGCGAUCCUCGCGCGCCUCGCGGGCGGCGACGAGGCGCGGCUCUGCGCCGGCCCCUUCCCGGAGAAGCGGGCGACGGAGCUGCAGUGGCUGCACGUCCCAAAGUGCGGCAGCACCUUCGCGACGACCUUCGUCAAGUACGGCUGCGACGCCCUCGCGAAGCGGCCCGACGUCUACCUCGGCGCGCCGCCGCCGCCGGACCUCGCGAAGCCCGACGGCCGGACCAUGGGCACGACGGCGCUCGCGCGCAUGGCCGGCGCGCUGUGCGGCGACGACCACCGCUUCGGCCUGCUGCACAACGACGGCGUCGUGGCCUCGCUGACGCACUUCGCGGCCCACUACCCCAUCCAGAACCCGAAGCACGACCCCCGCGUGGCCGUCGUGCUCCGGAGCCCGAACCAGCGGACGCUGUCCGCGUACCACUUCGGCCGGCAUUUCUGGGGCAGCGAGAUGAAGAACCGCGAGGGCACCAUCGGCAGCCGCCACUUCAUCCGCUGGCGGUCCUUCAUCAGCGCGGCCAUGGCCGGGCCCCGGGACUACGCGGCCAUGCCGGGCCUCCAGGGCUGCUUCACGAAGAUGCUCCACGGCUGCUACUGCGCGACGCGGCCCAAGGAGGUCCCGCCGGAUUUGCGGCGGACCUACGCCGGCGACGCGUCCCAGGUCGCCUGCCCCUGGCAGUGGAAGACCUUGGACGUGGCGCUCGCGCGCGCCGCGGCCGCGCGGCUCCGGCGCUUCGCGUUCGUCGGCUUGCAGGAGGCGUACAACGCGUCCGUGUGCCUCUUCCACAAGCGCCACGGCGGCGACGUCGACCCGGCGGAGUUCGGCCUCUUCAACGUCGGCUACGCCCAGCGCGACAAGCAGCACCACCUCAGCAAGGCGCAGCAGGCGGGCCUCCAGCGCGAGAAGUACGGCCUCAGCUCGCUCCGCGCGAAGCCGUCCUGGGACGAGGCGCCCCUCGGGGACUACGUCGACGCCAUCGACGAGCUCGUCUGGGCCGCGGCGCUGGAGCGCUUCGAAGCCGACGUCGACGCCGUGCUAGGCGGGGAUUAAAGGCGGCGCGGACCGC